Messenger RNA from Equus quagga, 3040 nucleotides. RefSeq names its product Rho GTPase activating protein 40 (gene ARHGAP40). NCBI's taxonomy places the organism in Eukaryota, Metazoa, Chordata, Mammalia, Perissodactyla, Equidae. Gene Ontology annotation, molecular function: GTPase activator activity. The record is from RefSeq and is a predicted model, not a curated record. Gene Ontology annotation, biological process: regulation of actin filament polymerization; regulation of small GTPase mediated signal transduction; signal transduction. The transcript is spliced from 15 exons. Bases 138 to 2180 code for a protein of 680 amino acids. Gene Ontology annotation, cellular component: cytoplasm.
CCCGGCGUGGGAGUGUCUGGGACUUGGGUGUGCCCCAGAGGCCCUGUAGCCUUCCUCCUGUGCUCAUUGCCGCUUGAAUCAGCCCCACGGCCGCAGCAGCGAGGCAGCUGACCCAGGAACCACGAAGGUGCCAGCCCAUGGCAGAGCCUGCCCUUCUCCCCACCGCCCAGAUGGAGCGGCUAGCCCCAUUCUCCCUGGCCUCACCAUGUCCUCGGAUCCCACGGGCCCGCAUCGCCAGGCGGCCAGGGCACUGUGCCCGGCGCUGGGUGGACCUGGGCUGCAGCUCUGGCCCCUCCCCAGGCCCAGUUAAUCAGCUUCCCCAGAAGAACCUCGUGCAAGCAGCAUGCCCGGCGGAGGGCUCCCCCUCCCGGCUGUCCCCAGCGGAGAGCUCGUCCAUGGAUGGCUUUUGGACGGAGGUGGAGUGGAUCCAACAGAGGGAUGAACUGAAAGAAGAGAACAGCCAUGGGAGCGAAGGCCGGCUCCCAGAGGAAGGAGACACUGAAUCCCAGUGGCUGCAGGACACAGGCCUGUCGGGCCUCCUUGGUGGCCUGGACUUGGACAGUCAUCACCAGGGGCUCCUGUCCACCCUCACACAGACCCAGGUGGCCGCUGUGUGUCGCCGGCUGGAUAGCUAUGUCCGCUCGACCCGAAGACGACACAAGGCACCUGUCAGAGAUGUCAGGGACGUCUUUGGGGUUUUCAAUUCAGGAGAAAUGACUUCAGAGAAUGGAGACUCGGGUAUGAAAUGGACUCAACUCAGUUCUGGGACUUCUACAUGUCCAGUGGCAGUAGAGCCCGAGGGGCCACAGGCGCAGGCUGGGAGGGAGGAAGCCUUCCACAUGGACUCUGCCUACUCGGAACAAGCUGCGUUGCUCCUGCAGAGGGGCGGGCCGUCCCCGGGAGGCCCCUGUGCCUGGAGCAAAGGGUCUCUGCCGAAGUUUAGGAUCCCCAAAGGCAGACUCGGCUUGACAAGGAUAGGAGACUUGUCCUUGCAGGACAUGGGGAAGAUCCCUUCGUUGGCCCUCAUCGAGCUGACAGCGCUCUGUGACAUCCUGGGCUUGGACCUGAAGAGGAGCAAGGCAGCCAAGCGCAAGGCCACAGAAACUCGCCUUUUCGGUGUGCCCCUCGAUGCCCUGCUCGAAGCUGACCGCAAAGCCCUCCCCAGCACCCAGGUCCCGCUGGUCCUUCAAGCCCUGCUGUCCUGUUUGGAGAAGAGAGGGCUGGACACGGAAGGCAUUCUCAGGGUGCCUGGGUCCCAGGCCAGGGUCAAGGGGCUGGAAAGAAAGCUGGAGAGGGAUUUCUACACUGGCGUUUUUAGCUGGGACGAGGUUCACCACAACGACGCAUCCGAUUUGCUCAAAAGGUUCAUCCGGGAGCUGCCGGCGCCUCUGCUCACUGCCGAGUACCUCCCGGCCUUCGCUGUGGUGCCCAACAUCCCCGACCUGAAACAGCGCCUGCAGGCCCUUCACCUGCUCAUCCUGAUCCUUCCGGAACCCAACAGAAACGCUCUGAAGGCUCUCCUGGAAUUCCUCAGGAAGGUGGUGGCCCGGGAGCAGAGCAACAAGAUGACGCUGUGGAACGUUUCCACAGUGAUGGCCCCCAAUCUCUUCCUCCACCGAGGGCGGCCCCCCAAACUCGCCAAGAGCAAGGAGAAGCAGCUGGCGGAGGGGGCAGCUGAGGUGGUGCGGAUGAUGGUGCACUACCAGGAUCUGCUGUGGACGGUCGCCUCUUUCUUGGUGGCCCAGGUGCGAAAACUGAACGACAGCAGUGGCCGGCGCCCCCAGCUCUGCGACGGGGGCCUCACAACCUGGCUGCGAAGGAUACACGCAGACAAGGACAAGACGGGUGACGGCCUCGAGGCGACUCCCAAAGUAGCAAAGAUCCAGGUGGCCUGGCCUAUCAAAGGUCCCCUGGAGGUGCCCCUGACCCCGGGCACCAGAGUGGCCCACGUCCUCAGGCAGUUCACAGAGCACCUCAGCGCCAGUUCCCAGGGUCAAGAGGGCAAUGAGGACACAGACAGCCUCCUCCCACGCCGCAGGUCCGUGAUGUCAGCCAACAUCCUCCUGUAUGAAGUUGGAGGGAAUAUCAGUGAGCAUCGCCUGGACCCAGACGCCUACCUCUUUGAUCUGUACCGCGCCAACCCGCAUGGCGAGUGGGUCAUUAAACCGAGUCCCACCUAAGCCCUAGGACUCUGAGGAGCAGCCUUGGAUGUCAUGUCCUUGCCCCCACGGACUCUGUGCCUGUGUACCCAGCGUGGGAGCACAGCUGUUCAAGGGGAAGGUCUCCGUCUUUCUCCAAGGCGUGUUCUCCUCUGAAAUGCCUCUCACAUCCUCCCCGCAGAACCUCGAACACAGAGCCCUCACUCCCUGUGUUCCCCAGCCCUCAGGACAGCCGGCUCCUGCACCAUGCAGGACACCACGUGGGUCUCCAUAGAUUUUUGUCCGUGAUUCCAAGCCCUGAGGAGAAGAAAAAAAGCAGCACCUCUAUCAAGAGGCUAGUUCUGCACACCCCCCCACCCCCCCACCCCUCGAAAAACUGCUUUGAAAGUGGCCCUACAGCGUAUAGUGGGACAGUACUGGAGAUGAAGCUAGAAGAGCUCUGCAGCCUCGGGCAAGCCCCUUGCCCUCUCUUAGCCCCCUUGAGAUAUGAGAAGGUUGGGGCUCGGGGGGGGGGGGGGUCAAAUGCUGUGGCCGUGAACAGCCCUGUGAGAACCAGAAAGACGGAGACUUCCCUUCACAGCUCUCAUGUUUUAAAUGUUGCUUUGUACAAUCUUGUCAUUUUGUAAUACGAUAUUUAAAUUCUGUUUGAACAUGAAAGGCACACGUUGAAUGUGACUUUUACUUCAUUCAAGUUCUGUUCUCUGGAACCCAGCUCUCAGUGGAUGUGGUCCUCCCGGGGAGUUAACACGGGAGCCUGGCGAUGAGAACGUCCUCCUGUUUCUCAGUGCGGUCUGGCCACACCUGGAACCUGCAGCCAUCUGGAGGGGCCGGGAAGAGAACUCAGAAGAGGGAGGGGCGGAGUCAUGACAGUUGCUGCAGGG